AUGCAGUCCCAGAUGGCCGGCCUCAACAUAGGUUCCGUAGGCGGGAUGAUGGGUGCGCAGCCUCCCCUCAUGGGUCAGCCCCAAGGCAUGGUUGGUGGAAUGCCAGGAAUGAUGGGUGGAAUGGGUGUUGGUGGAGCCCCAACAGGAACAGCAAGCCUUCCACAAGGCAUGGGUGGUCACACUUCUGCCAGUGCGCUUGGAGGCAACACCACCUUGGCCACCAACUUAUGGCAAUAACUAUUGUUGUGGUCUUGCAACGCGAACUCCCAGCGCAAAUAAGAUGAGUACUUGCCCACUUCGCCCAUGUCGAGCAGCGGGUUGGAUCUGGUCGUUUCGGUGAAGGCUGCGGGCGCCGAGACCUGGUCGAUGGAACGCGCGCCCG
This is a messenger RNA of Penaeus vannamei (Pacific white shrimp), 382 nucleotides long. The record is from RefSeq and is a predicted model, not a curated record. NCBI's taxonomy places the organism in Eukaryota, Metazoa, Arthropoda, Malacostraca, Decapoda, Penaeidae.